Messenger RNA from Racocetra persica, 256 nucleotides. The record is from the annotation of a GenBank genome assembly. NCBI's taxonomy places the organism in Eukaryota, Fungi, Glomeromycota, Glomeromycetes, Diversisporales, Gigasporaceae.
AUGAGUUAAUGAUGGAACACUUCACUGAGGAAGAACUCGAGGAGAUAGAAGGCACAACUAUUCCGGAGGUACCUGAUCUUCGGACGAAAUUGACGAUUUUUUGGACAAACUUAAACGAAAUCCGACAAAUGAUAAAAGAAUCCAUGUUCGGUAAUGAUUACAACCGUGAGAAGAAUCAUGACACCGUCUGCACACAUACGGUACAUAUGGACCUCGUCAGAGUUUUUGUGAAGCUUACCAAUCGUGAAUUGACAGG